AACGCGUAGCUCACAAGUCACUGUGGCUACAGCAGAAGAGGCGGCGGGCGUGAGAAGAGGGAAGCGCGGACUCGCUGCCAAAAGCGCAGUACUGUAACUACAGGAGAGCACUACGGACAGACUCUCGUCGCGAAGAGGCACACGAACGCUCAGCAAAAAACAAAACUUCUUCUUUUAACACUUCCGUGUUCAAAAUGGCUGACCCCGUGCAAGUGAGCAGCGACGGUGAAGGGGCCGAGAACACGAGAGGGUUUGCAAGGCAAGGUGCCCUGAGACAGAAGAAUGUACACGAAGUGAAGAACCACAAGUUUAUCGCCCGUUUCUUCAAGCAGCCGACCUUCUGCAGCCACUGCACGGACUUUAUCUGGGGAUUCGGAAAACAGGGAUUCCAGUGUCAAGUCUGCUGCUUUGUGGUGCACAAGCGCUGCCAUGAAUUCGUCACCUUCUCCUGUCCCGGCGCAGAUAAGGGCCCCGCAUCAGACGACCCACGGAGUAAACACAAGUUCAAGGUGCACACAUACUCCAGCCCGACCUUCUGUGACCACUGUGGCUCCCUGCUGUACGGCCUCAUCCACCAGGGGAUGAAAUGCGACCACUGCAUGAUGAACAUCCACAAGCGCUGCGUGGCCAACGUGCCCAGUCUCUGCGGGACUGACCACACGGAGCGGAGGGGCCGCAUCCAGAUCACCGCUGACAUCAAGAGCAACGUGCUAACCGUCUCGAUUAAAGAGGCUAAGAAUCUGGUGCCCAUGGACCCCAAUGGCCUGUCUGACCCGUACGUCAAGCUGAAACUCAUCCCCGACCCCAAAAGCGAGAGCAAACAGAAGACCAAGACCAUAAAGUGCUCCCUCAACCCCGUAUGGAACGAGACUUUUACAUUCAACCUGAAGGAGUCGGACAAGGACCGCAGGCUGUCUGUAGAGAUCUGGGACUGGGACCUGACCAGCCGGAAUGACUUCAUGGGAUCGCUGUCGUUCGGGAUCUCAGAGCUGCAGAAGAUGGGAGUGGAUGGAUGGUUCAAGCUACUCAGUCAGGAGGAGGGCGAGUACUUCAACGUCCCUGUGGCACCUGAGGGGGAUGACGGCAACGAAGAGCUGAGACAGAAGUUUGAGAGAGCCAGAACUGGUCCUGGCACAAAGAACACAGACAGCUCCUCCUCCAAUGCCAUCUCCAAAUUUGACAACAAUGGCAACCAGGACCGCAUGAAGCUGUCUGACUUCAACUUCCUUAUGGUACUGGGCAAGGGCAGUUUUGGAAAGGUGAUGCUGGCAGAGAGAAAGGGUACUGAGGAACUCUAUGCUAUUAAGAUCCUGAAGAAGGACGUGGUGAUCCAGGACGAUGAUGUGGAGUGCACCAUGGUGGAGAAGAGAGUCCUGGCGCUGUCGGGAAAGCCUCCCUUCCUCACUCAGCUGCACUCCUGCUUUCAGACCAUGGACCGCCUCUACUUUGUCAUGGAGUACAUCAAUGGAGGAGACCUAAUGUACCAGAUCCAGCAGGUUGGCAAGUUCAAGGAGCCCCACGCUGUGUUCUACGCCGCAGAGAUCGCCAUCGGCCUGUUCUUCCUGCACUCGAAGGGCAUCGUGUACCGGGAUCUCAAGCUGGAUAAUGUGAUGCUGGACUCCGAGGGCCACAUCAAAAUCGCUGACUUUGGCAUGUGCAAGGAGAACAUGUUGGACGGGGUGACCACGAAGACCUUCUGCGGCACCCCUGAUUACAUCGCUCCCGAGAUCAUUGCUUACCAGCCAUAUGGCAAGUCUGUGGACUGGUGGGCUUUCGGGGUCCUGUUGUAUGAGAUGCUGGCAGGACAGCCCCCGUUCGAUGGAGAAGACGAGGACGAGCUGUUCCAGUCCAUCAUGGAGCACCACGUAUCCUACCCCAAAGCCAUGUCCAAGGAGGCGGUGGCCAUCUGCAAAGGGUUAAUGACCAAGCACCCCGGCAAGCGUCUCGGCUGUGGGCCAGAGGGAGAACGUGAUAUCAAGGAGCAUGCCUUCUUCCGCUACAUGGACUGGGAGAAGCUGGAGAACAAGGAAGUCCAGCCACCUUUCAAACCAAAAUCAUGUGGCCGGGAUGCUGAGAACUUUGACCGCUUUUUCACCCGCCAUCCUCCCGUGUUAACUCCACCCGACCAGGAGGUCAUCAUGAACCUCGACCAGGCCGAGUUUGAGGGCUUUUCCUACAUUAACCCUCAUUACACUCAUACGGAAAACAAGAGUUAAGGACAAUAAAAGAAAGCUUAUUGCUUGAGCUUCUAGAUUCUAGAUAUAAUACCUGUAUCCACUUGUAACCGUUUAUGUACAUGUACUGUCUCCAACUGUACGUGCAUAUAAACAAAACACCCCUUAUGAACCUGUGGGGUUGAAUAAGUUAAUGCAACUCCCCUCCAGUGAUUUCCCCAAGCUUGGGACCAAUAUCAUUCCUCUUAUCAACAUUCCGUUGCCUAUUGAAUGUUCUAAUCAGAAAUCAGCUAGAAAGAUGUUCAUAGUGAUAGCUGAAUGUUCUAAAAUGACCUUGAAAUUUUUUGUUACCUUUCAUGACCUUUUCAUCACAGCCACCUAAUAGUCCUCACCCUGCCAACUUGUCAUUCCAGCCUAUGCAAUAUAUAUUGCAUAGAUAUUUUGUUCCUCCAGAUUCUCAUCUCAGCAAAUCCUGCCUUCUGAUACUGCAAUUAUUAGAUAAAGUCAUGUGAUACUAUCAUCGAUUUCUGGCAGAAUGAAUGAACCUUUGUCUAUAGCUACUCCAACCUUGAUCUGCAUCUGAGAUUACGUCCCUUUUUGUUUGUUUCCUUUUGUAUUUUUUCUACUAACUGAAGAUUGUUCCAGACCCACACCAAAUCUGGA
Messenger RNA from Megalops cyprinoides (Indo-Pacific tarpon), 2837 nucleotides. RefSeq names its product protein kinase C beta type-like. Gene Ontology annotation, molecular function: diacylglycerol-dependent serine/threonine kinase activity; ATP binding; zinc ion binding. Lineage: Eukaryota; Metazoa; Chordata; Actinopteri; Elopiformes; Megalopidae. Bases 195 to 2216 code for a protein of 673 amino acids. Gene Ontology annotation, biological process: protein phosphorylation. The record is from RefSeq and is a predicted model, not a curated record. The transcript has 17 exons.